AUGCCCUUCUCCCUCUCUUUAUAUAGAAAAUUUAAAAAUAAAAAAUAAAAAAAAAGUGGGGUUGUGAACUUUUUGAUGUUCUAACCUCAAAAAAAAAUUUGAAAUUCAAAGUCAUAAUCUUUCAAAUUGGAGCAACAUUUUGUCAAAUCUAACAGAAGAAUAAAAUGGAAGAAAAAUGGGGGAUUAAAAAGAUGGUAAUGUGCAUUUUGAUGUUAUGGAGUAUAAAUUUAUUAAAAGGAGCAAAUGGGUUAAGAUUUGUGAUUGAUAGAGAAGAGUGUUUUUCUCAUAAAGUUGAAUAUGAAGGAGAUACGGUUCAUUUUUCCUUCGUUGUUAUCAAAGUUGAUUCUGCUUGGCAUUCUGAGAAUGAAGGCGUUGUUGAUCUUGUGGUGAAAGGACCCGAUGGUGAACAACUCCAUGACACACGUGAAAAAAGUAGUGAGAAGUUUGAGUUUAUCGCUCACAAGAAGGGUAUCUACCACUUCUGCUUUGGUAACAGGUCCCCAUAUCAUGAAACCAUUGAUUUUGACGUGCUUGUUGGACACUAUGGAUACGUAGAUCAUCAUGCAAAAGAUGAGCAUGUGAGUCCAUUGUAUGAACAGAUUGCUAAAUUGGAGGAAGCUCUUUACAACAUACAAUUUGAACAGCACUGGUUGGAGGCUGAGACCGACCGCCAAGCAAUAAUCAAUGAAGGAAUGAGCCAAAGAGCAAUUCAUAAGGCAUUUUUUGAAUCAGCAGCACUAAUUGGAGCCAGUGUUCUCCAAGUCUACCUGCUCAAACGGCUGUUUGAGCGUAAGCUCGGGACAUCCAGAGUUUAGAGCUUUUUGUUGAUGUACGAUUACAUGCCUUAACUAUUAGGCCGCCCUUGUAUGUUUCCACUUGUGUGUUUUCUCUGUUCCUUUUCUCUUCCCCUUUUCUCUUGCCAGAGCAGUUUAGCAGUUUAAAUUAGCAGAUUGGGUGGGAUUAUCUAUUUAUGUUGAGAGUUAAAUUUUUGUUUGUUUGUAUUUCGUACUAAUAUGUAACAUCUGUUGUAGAAGUAUAUCUUGUAUUCUAUGUUUGACCUCACACUGAGACGAUGUAUGUUAGAAAUGCACUUGACAAAUGUUUUAUGAUUACCAGGACACUCAUUUUGCACUA
Beta vulgaris subsp. vulgaris (sugar beet) is the source of this 1134-nucleotide messenger RNA. RefSeq names its product transmembrane emp24 domain-containing protein p24beta2. The transcript has 5 exons. Gene Ontology annotation, biological process: intracellular protein transport; endoplasmic reticulum to Golgi vesicle-mediated transport; Golgi organization. The record is from RefSeq and is a predicted model, not a curated record. Gene Ontology annotation, cellular component: COPII-coated ER to Golgi transport vesicle; Golgi apparatus; endoplasmic reticulum. Lineage: Eukaryota; Viridiplantae; Streptophyta; Magnoliopsida; Caryophyllales; Amaranthaceae. Bases 165 to 815 code for a protein of 216 amino acids.